GAGGAGGGGCAGUAGUAGCAGCCUAGUCCCCGGAUCAAAGUGACACAACGUUGAAGAACAGAUGCUAUUCAAUAGAGUAUUAACAAUAACUUAAUCUCGAAUUUUACAACAGUCUAAAUUUUCCGCCAUAGGAAUUUCAGUAAGACUACUUCGUCGCUAUAUAUUCUUUAAUCAAAUGGGACGAAAGGUCAUAUUAGCUACAUGCUCAUUGAACCAAUGGGCACUAGAUUUUGACGGGAACUUGGAGAGAAUCUUGAGAAGUAUAGAGAAAGCCAAAUCUGUGGGAGCUAAAUACAGAUUGGGACCCGAACUGGAAAUAUGUGGGUAUGGCUGUGCUGACCACUUCUAUGAGUCGGACACCCUACUGCACUGCUUUCAGGUCCUCAGGAAGCUGCUAGAAUCACCUGUCACCCAGGACAUCAUCUGUGAUGUGGGCAUGCCCAUCAUGCAUCAUAAUGUUCGGUACAACUGCAGAGUCAUGUUCCUCAACAGGAAGAUCUUGUUGAUCCGACCCAAGAUGUUGCUGGCCAACUAUGGGAACAACCGGGAGUUUCGCUGGUUUUCACCCUGGAAUAAACUUAGACAUGUGGAGGAGUAUUUUCUGCCCAGGAUGAUUCAAGAUGUGACCGGAGAGGACACUGUCCCGUUUGGUGACUGCGUCCUCUCAACUAAAGACACCUGCAUCGGGAGUGAGAUCUGCGCUGAGCUAUGGAACUCAAGGAGCCCUCAUGUGGACAUGGGUUUGGAUGGUGUGGAGAUCUUCACCAACUCUUCAGCCAGCUACCACGAACUACGCAAGGCAGACCACCGUGUCAACCUGGUCAAAUCAGCCACAACAAAGAGUGGAGGGAUCUACAUGUUUGCCAAUCAGAAGGGCUGCGAUGGAGACAGACUCUACUACGACGGUUGUGCCAUGGUGGCCAUCAACGGAGAUAUAGUGGCACAAGGAACCCAGUUCUCCCUGGAUGAAGUGGAGGUUGUGACUGCCAGUCUGGAUCUAGAAGACGUCCGCAGCUAUAGAGGAGAGCACUGCCACCCACACGUGGAGUAUGAGCACAAACCGUGCCAUAGGGUCAAAGUGGACUUCUCCCUGUCUGAUUGCAAUGGUGUCUACCUCCCCACUCACCAGCCCAUUGAGUGGCAGUUCCACACCCCCGAAGAGGAGAUUAGCCUGGGACCAGCAUGCUGGCUGUGGGACUACCUGAGGAGAAGUGGUCAGGCUGGUUUCCUUCUUCCCCUCAGUGGUGGUGUGGAUAGUUCCUCAACUGCCUGCAUCGUCUACUCGAUGUGUGUGCUAGUCUGCCAAGCCGUCAGAGAUGGAAACUCCCAGGUGCUGGAGGACGUUCAGCGUGUGGUGAGUGAUGUGUCCUACACACCCGUGGACCCACGGGAGCUGUGUGGACGCGUCUUCACCACAUGCUACAUGGCCAGUGAAAACUCCUCGGAGGGAACGCGAAACAGGGCUAGAGACCUGGCCGCCCAGGUUGGCAGCUCACACAUGAGCCUCAACAUCGACAUAGCAGUGAAAGCCAUGCUGGGAAUUUUCUCCAUGGUUACUGGAAAGUGGCCCCAGUUCAGUGCUAAUGGUGGAAGCACCAGAGAAAACCUAGCCUUACAGAAUGUGCAGGCUCGCAUCCGAAUGAUUCUGGCCUACCUGUUUGCUCAGCUCAAUCAGUGGGCUCUGGGAAAACCUGGUGGCCUACUUGUCCUUGGCUCUGCCAAUGUGGAUGAGAGCCUCACCGGAUACUUCACCAAGUAUGACUGCUCCAGCGCUGAUAUCAAUCCAAUCGGUGGCAUCAGUAAGACAGACCUAAAGAGCUUCCUGCAGUACUGUGCCGAGCAGUUCCAGCUCACUGCCCUUAAAAGCAUCAUGGCUGCACCACCAACUGCAGAACUAGAGCCCCUUGCUGAUGGCCAGGUUUCGCAGACUGAUGAGGUGUGGUCCAGCCAUAUGAAGAGACAUCUUUUUGCAUACAAGACUGGCAUUUCUAGCGGACUGAAACAUCACAUACAUUCUUACGAAGAUUUGCUCACAUUGGCACAAGGCAUUGUUUGGUGUAAAUGCAGGUUAUCCUGUAAUUGUUUAAAUCUAUUGUUUUAGAGAAGAGAAAAGUGAUGUUGGAGUUUCAGCCCGCCAUGAUUGUAAUUCAUUCAUGCUCCAUUCAUCCAACAAGCAAUCAGUUUUAAUUUUAUAAUUUCAACUUUCCAGCAUGCUUUAUUAUAAUAGAUGUCUUUAUUUAAUUGUGGCUAUUGAUUACUGAGAUGUUGUCUUUGCAUUUCUUUUAUAAUGCCAAGUGGCAAAUGGUCAUGAGUUAAAAAUUUUUUUGCCAGAACUGCUAAUAUGUGUGUGACAGCUCACAAAGGGGGCUCUUUAAAUGGAUUUUAAGGAUCCCUAUUAGCUACUUCCAAACGCAGCAGCUUCUCUGCCUGCCAUUCACAUGAAACAUUACACAACGAUAAUAAGGACCAUGAAUACAUAGACAAGUUCAGGACAAAGACCACAGACAACAUUGCAAUCCAUUGGUCUACUGAGAAAAUUGUUCUUCCUGAGCAAGGCCUUAAGAGCCCUAAACUCUGGUUCAGAAUAAAACAUUGUUUUGGAAUAAUGUGAUUAUACAGAUGAAAAAACUGUUAGAACAAUGCAAGUCGUUGCUCUCAAUGCAAGGCAUCAAGGUGUCACUUUCAGUCCCACGCGGCAAGGAAGCUUCAAGGGUAGUGCUUCAGUACAAUACAGUUUUCUGCUUCAACAUGUAAAAUAUGUUACAAUGGACUACAUUUUUUAGACACAAUCCUUUGCCAAAGUUUCUAAAAGUAAAUUGUUUGGGUUAUGACACACAUGCAUUUGCCAGAGGAGGAAUUUCCUCAGAAACAUUCUAGAACACAAUGCUUCAAUAAUGCAUAAAAGGACCAGCUAGCUUGACAGCCUUGGUCAUCCAUACUAAUGGCUUUAUUUAGAUCAAUUACUGUUGUUAUUGCUCAGUCGUGUUUUUCCUCUGGUUGUGUUGACUGUGUCUCAACUUCCCCUUGUGUAUGGCUUACUGUCUAUAAAUACUCACACGCUUGGACGUUGAAUGUCUCUGAAUGCGUGGAUGUAAUCUGGGCACAUGGCUUGUUCUGUUAUGGUGUAAUCUGACCUCUUCCUUCUCCCUCAUCAGUCUGAUAUGGGGAUGACAUACUCUGAGCUCUCUGUGAUUGGCCGGCUGAGGAAGAUCUCCAAGUGUGGCCCGUACAGCAUGUUCUGUAAACUC
Messenger RNA from Esox lucius (northern pike), 3248 nucleotides. It is a transcript of the gene nadsyn1, whose product is annotated as NAD synthetase 1. The transcript is spliced from 19 exons. Gene Ontology annotation, cellular component: cytoplasm. Gene Ontology annotation, biological process: NAD+ biosynthetic process. Gene Ontology annotation, molecular function: NAD+ synthase (glutamine-hydrolyzing) activity; ATP binding; glutaminase activity. The record is from RefSeq and is a predicted model, not a curated record. The coding region runs from base 176 to 2101 and encodes 641 amino acids. NCBI's taxonomy places the organism in Eukaryota, Metazoa, Chordata, Actinopteri, Esociformes, Esocidae.